AUGUCCUGUGCCCCUCUCAUCUUAGACCACCACAAGGACAGAAAUAUCACUCUUGUAAUAAUGUUAGAAAACCAGACAACGAUUACAGAAGUCAUCCUCUUGGGAUUUGAAGAAAUAUAUAGGUUUCAGGUUCUUCUCUUCCUGGCAUUCUUAGUCGUUUACAUUGCAACUGUUGUGGGAAACAUUCUCAUCUUUGCACUUGUUGUCUUUGAUCGGCACUUUGAUACCCCUAUGUACUUCUUCUUGGGGAACCUCUCCUUCUUAGAGGCCUGUUUCUCUUCCAAUUUGUUUCCAAGGCUGCUUUUGAGUUUCUUGACUGGGAACAGAAUGAUCUCCUUCAGCAGCUGCAUCACCCAGUGGUUUAUCUUUGGUUCCUUGGAAAUAAUAGAAUGCUGUUUGCUGUGUGUGAUGUCUUAUGACAGAUAUCUAGCAAUCUGUAAGCCACUCCAUUAUGUAACAACUAUGAAGACCCAGACUUGUAUCCAGCUGGCAGCUGUAUCUUGGGUUAAUGGCUUUUUAAUUGUUUUAAUAUUGCUUAUUUUGAUGUUGAAGUUAACAUUUUGUGGCCCCAAGGAAAUCGAUCAUUAUUUUUGUGAGUAUUUCCCACUCCUAAAAAUCUCCUGCAGCGAUACCAGUUUGAUGAAGAUGCUGAGCGUUGUUUUGGCAGCCGUUGUUACACUCCCUCCUUUUCUUUUGACCAUGGUUUCCUAUGUACACAUCAUAGCAACCAUCUUGAAAAUCCCAUCCUCUACAGGGAGAAAAAAGGCCUUCUCUACUUGUUCUUCUCACUUGGUUGUGAUUUCUAUUUUCUAUGGGUCUCUGAUGACGGCAUAUAUGAUACCACAGCAAGAAAUAAAGAAAGACAUGAGAAAGUUUUCCUCUCUCCUGUACACAGUUGUGCCCCCUUUGCUUAACCCUUUCAUAUACAGCCUGAGAAACAAAGAGGUAAAGGAUGCACUGAGAAAUAAGCUACUUGACGAGGAGAUGGCACAGGCAUUAGCCACUCCCCAUGAGAGGGUUGCCACAGUUGGUGGCCUCAACUGCACCAUUAUCUGUUAUGUGGCAAUUCAGCCAUCCAGGAAGAAGCACAAGCAAUUGGGCCAAAGUGAACAAUGA
This is a messenger RNA of Sphaerodactylus townsendi, 1116 nucleotides long. Its product is annotated as olfactory receptor 6C4-like. Bases 1 to 1116 code for a protein of 371 amino acids. The record is from RefSeq and is a predicted model, not a curated record. Gene Ontology annotation, cellular component: membrane. Gene Ontology annotation, molecular function: G protein-coupled receptor activity; olfactory receptor activity. The transcript has 3 exons. NCBI's taxonomy places the organism in Eukaryota, Metazoa, Chordata, Lepidosauria, Squamata, Sphaerodactylidae. Gene Ontology annotation, biological process: G protein-coupled receptor signaling pathway.